Molecule: messenger RNA, 11046 nt
Organism: Bombus impatiens (common eastern bumble bee)
Lineage: Eukaryota; Metazoa; Arthropoda; Insecta; Hymenoptera; Apidae
Gene: dom
Product: helicase domino
Exons: 27
Coding region: 981-10334 (3117 amino acids)
Cellular component (GO): Swr1 complex
Molecular function (GO): ATP binding; ATP hydrolysis activity; ATP-dependent chromatin remodeler activity
Source: RefSeq, a predicted model, not a curated record
GCAAGAAACAAUAAGAAAAAAUAUAAUACUUAAUUAUCAAAAUACUAUGUACAGAUAAUGCACGAAUCACGUGGUGCGUAGCUGUAAGUAGAAGAGAAAAUGUUUUAAAAGAUUUGUAGUUUCAUGAUAUUAUUCAACAAUUUGUUUGCAUUAUAAAUUAAAGCGAAACAUUUGGAUAACAGCUUUCUAUACGAUGCCAGGAAUGUAAAGUGAUGUAAUACUACAUGUAAUGUAUGCCUAUAUUUGUCGGUUACUAUACAAUGGUAUAAAAUUAUUACCGAAGGAUAAUAAUAAUAAUUUACUGUUACAAGAUCUUUUAAUUUCUAUAUUUUUAACAUCAUAAGAGCGCCCGUUUUGUGAUCAUUUUUAAGAAAUUCGAUUAUUUUACAGAUAAUCAGAUAAAACUGUUUUACCAAAUACGAUAAAGCUUUUAUAUAUCUCCAAUCCUUAUCAACAAGUAAUAACAUGUAGUAUCUUUUUAUUAAUAGGUUUCAUGCAUAUUGUAAUCCAUAUAGUGAUAGAUUGUAAAGAAUGCAUGUUUUACACUUAGAAAUAAUAGUUGCUGAUUUGAUUUGUUAGUCGGAAAACGAGCCCUUUUAAUAUUUUUACUAGUAACCAAUCGGGAACGUCUGAUACUGCCACGUUGCCAAGUAUCCGGUUGUAUUCGGCCAAUCGUAGAUUCAGCGCCCAGUUGGAGCGGCAUCUCUCCGUGGCUUGUGUAAACGUGAAGUAGCGAGCAGCUCAAGAUCUGGUCGCGGUCGAAAUUUGUCGGGAGCCGUCGCCAUGUUUAGAAGUGUGUGCGUCCUUGAGCGAGUCGAGCGAAAAUGUUCUGUAAAAUAUUAGAUAUAGCUCAUGCACUGUACAUUACGUGAAGUACCUAAUUACAAUUUAAUGCUUGUCGAUCACGGGUGUAACAAUUAUUUUUGUGGAUGGCUCACCUACGUUGCAGAAUUUUGUGAUUACAGUAUGUGUAAUGUGUAAUGAGUGAUAAGCAGACUGCACCUAUUUUACCACCCCUCAAUGGGGGUGGAGGAAAUAAUGGGGGUAGCAAUGGAAGUGCACCACAACAGACUGUUAAUUUACAACAAGUUCUUGCUACUGCCCAAGGACUUAAUGUCCUUACUACAGGCGCUGGACAGCAAUUUGUUAUUACUUCACAGGUCCCUGGCCUUACACAGGUUAUACCAAGUAAUGCAACAACAAAUACAAACAUUCAACAAGUUGGAGUUACAAGAAUUGUUAAUAUCAGUGGUACACCACCACGUGCAGGUAGCAUGGGAGUUGCAGGUGCAAGCAGUUCACCUCUUACAUCUCCUACUCGUCAGGGUUCACCUAAAGUUGUUUUAGCAACAUCUCCAAAACUUGUUCGAACUUCUAUUGGAAAUAUGUUUGUUGCACCAACCUCGCAAGCUUCUAUGCAUUCACCACCUGCAAGAAAAAAAUUGAAAUUAACAGAUUCUACUGAAAAACAUACUAUGCUUGCUGAUGAUGCAAUGGGUUAUAGAAGAAGAAUUAUGGAACAUAAAAUGAAAAGGAUGCGUGCAAUAAGAGAGAGAUAUGCAGAAAAUGCAUCAGAAUUAUUCUUUCUUCAUGCUGGAGGCAAUAUGAUGGAUUUUCAAUCAUGGAAGAAGAAACCUCCAACACCCCAAUAUUUGCAUUUUUUACAGCAAAAUAGAUUAGAUCCAGAUGAUGAUGAAGAUUUAACAGCUCCACUGCCAGCAAUAUCAGAAAUUCCAUUAACACCAACUGCAACAACUGUUUCUACAAUAGUUCCUGUGAAUCAGUGUACAGAAGUAAAAAUUUCUGGAAUGAAUGUUGCUCCAGUUGCGGUGUCCACGACAUUGCCUGCUGCAGUAGCUCAACUUAAUCAACAAGGACAUGUACCAGGUAGGCCUCAAGGGGGCCGCCAUGGCAUGGUGUUUGCCUUCAGAGCAGCAAUUCAGUCUUCACCAGUCACCGCUCACCCUCCACCUACUUCUUCUACUCUAGCACCCACGCUCAUUAUAGGUAAUGCACCAAUAGUUCCAGGUUCACCAAAACCUGUGACAACAACUGUUACAAGUCCAGUGAUAGAUAAAUCUACAAUAGCUACAUCUAUUACAACAACUAUUACUACAAUGACUACUCCUACCCUUACUUUUACUGGAGCUACCACCACUACAGCUACUGUUACUACUGUUACAAAAACAUCUUCUGCGCCUACUAUACCUACUCAGCCCAUUGUUAAACUUGUUAAGUUACCUGCCUCUAAUGCGGCUACGUCAUGUGAUAUCACAAAUAACCAAGAACAAAUUGUAGAGAAGGCAAAACAGGAAGCAUACGUUAUGCAAAGGAUUGCGGAAUUACAGCGGGAAGGAUUAUGGUCAGAAAGAAGGUUGCCUAAAGUACAAGAACCACCUCGUACAAAGGCUCACUGGGACUAUCUGUUAGAAGAGAUGGUUUGGUUAGCUGCUGACUUUGCUCAAGAACGAAAGUGGAAAAAAGCUGCAGCGAAAAAGUGUGCGCGUAUGGUACAGAAAUAUUUCCAAGAGAAAGCAAUUCAAGCACAAAAAGCUGAAAAAUCACAAGAGCUUAGGUUAAAGAAAAUUGCUAGUUUUAUUGCUAAAGAAAUCAAAACCUUCUGGACAAAUGUGGAAAAAUUAGUGGAAUAUAAACAACAGACAAGGCUUGAAGAGAAAAGAAAGCAGGCACUAGAUCAACACUUAAAUUUUAUUGUGGGUCAAACAGAGAAAUAUUCUACAUGGUUAACUGAAGGACUUAAUAAAACUGAUGGUCCUCAAAGUGUGCCAGCCUCCAUGAAUAGUUCGCGUAUUUCUUCCCCAGUACCACCUGGCAAAUCUCAUUCUGAUGAGGAUUUUCAACCAAACCAAAGCUCAGAUGAUGAUGAAGAAACCAUAGCAAAGGCCGAAGAAGAAUUGAAAUCUGUGACAAACCAUAAAGAAGAAGUUGAAUUGCUGAAAAAAGAAUCAGAGCUACCCCUAGAAGAUCUCCUUAAAGAGCUACCACCUGAUUACUUGGAAAAUAGAAAUAAAAGUUUAUCACCUGCAUCAAAAGGAGUAGAGGAAGAGAGUGAAAAGACAACAGAUGGCGAUAUGGAUUUUGUUGCCGCAUCGGAUGAAUCCUCCGAUGAGGAAGAGACUAUUAUGGAACAAGAAAAACUGGAAGAAAAUGCGGAUUAUAAACAAGAAUUAGACGAUCUUAAAGCUGAAAAUGAAAUGUCUAUUGAUGAACUUAUGGCCAAAUAUGGUAACAUGUCGGAUGUGCCAAUAGAUGUUGAACAAGAACCUAUUCAAGAGUCAGAUAAAGAAAGCAUAAAAGAAGAAGCUCAGGAAAAUGACGAAGAAUCUACGAGUAACGAAAGUGAAAGUGAAGAGAGUGACAACGAAGUUGAUGAGGAAGAGUCUCAAACACAAACUGAUAAUGAAGCCGAUAUUGGUCUUAAAUCUCUUUUAGAAGAUGUAUCCAUGGAAAAAUCAUCAAAUGAUAAGACUGCAGAGAUGGACCAUUCAAAUGCUCGCGAUGAAAUGGAUAACGUCGCGGCAUUGGCAGAAAGUAUCCAACCUAAAGGAAAUACUUUACUUACCACCAGUGUUGUUACGAAAAUUCCAUUUCUUCUGAAACAUCCCCUUCGAGAAUAUCAACAUAUAGGUUUAGACUGGCUUGUUACAAUGUACGACAGGAAAUUAAAUGGUAUUUUAGCAGAUGAAAUGGGUUUAGGUAAAACCAUACAAACGAUUGCUUUACUUGCGCAUUUGGCAUGCGAAAAAGGAAAUUGGGGUCCUCAUCUCGUAAUAGUACCAACAUCUGUGAUGCUUAACUGGGAAAUGGAAUGUAAGAAAUGGUGUCCAGGAUUUAAGAUUUUGACUUAUUACGGAACGCAAAAAGAAAGGAAACAAAAAAGAACAGGUUGGACUAAACCUAACGCUUUUCAUAUUUGCAUAACAUCAUAUAAACUGGUUAUACAGGAUCAUCAAAGCUUUAGAAGGAAAAAGUGGAAAUAUCUUAUAUUGGACGAAGCUCAAAAUAUAAAAAAUUUCAAAUCACAGAGAUGGCAAUUACUAUUGAAUUUUCAAACCCAACGACGAUUAUUGCUUACUGGUACACCUCUACAGAAUAACUUAAUGGAAUUAUGGUCAUUGAUGCAUUUUUUAAUGCCGAAUGUAUUCCAGUCACAUAGAGAAUUUAAAGAAUGGUUUAGUAAUCCUGUUACUGGAAUGAUAGAAGGAAAUAGUGAAUACAAUGAAAAUAUUAUUCGUCGUCUGCAUAAGGUUUUGCGGCCUUUUUUAUUACGAAGAUUAAAAACAGAAGUAGAAAAACAAUUGCCCAAAAAGUAUGAGCACGUCGUUAUGUGCCGUUUGUCAAAACGUCAGCGAUACCUAUACGAUGAUUUUAUGUCCAGAGCAAAAACAAAGGAGACCCUCGCCAGUGGCAAUCUGUUAAGUGUGAUUAAUGUAUUAAUGCAAUUACGGAAGGUAUGCAACCACCCAAAUUUAUUUGAAGUUAGACCUACUGUAUCACCAUUUCAAAUGGAAGCUAUUGAAUAUGUCACAGCUUCGUUAGUAUGGAGUGCUCUUGAUUAUGAUCCAUUUAAGCAUAUCGAUCUAUCUAGUAUUAAUCUUUUAUUAUGUGAUUUGGAGUUAAGUCUUACUGCGUUUGUGGCGCAUAGAGUCAGACGAUUGCAAACACCUCGCAAGCUUGUGGAAGAAAUAGACACACAACCAGAUCCGUCUCCAAGAUGUCCACCUGGAAAGAUUAAAAUUAAUGUUAGAUUAUCUAAUCAAGUUAAACCGUCAUCCGUACCGCGGCAGACGCAAACAAAAUUAAAGAAUUUGACUGGAAUAUUGCCUACUCCAAAAGUUGGAACAUCUCCUUUAAUAAAAACAGCAAAUAAUCAAAGCACUCCAGGGCAAGGUGUCACACUAAAAGUAGCAGGUGGCCAACAGUUGCAAGGAUAUUCUGUACAAUUAGUUCAACAUCAGGGUAGUGUAAAAGCAAUUCCUGUUGGAACACUAGCACAUAACCCACAAAGUACAACAGUGACACCAACUACAGCAGCAACGAGUGCACAGAGGAUUACAGUAGGGAAUGCAAAUAUUAUAGAUGGACUGCAACGGCUAGCAACACAAACAGUUGCAGUUAAACAAGUUUCAUUUCCAGUAAUGACUCCAUGUGUACCACGUUUGAAAGUUUUACCAAAAUCUUUAAUGGGCCUAUCUACCUCGGCAACUACAGUAAACAAAGUUAUAGGAGGAGUGGUGACAACUACAAGCGGAACAAGUGGAAGACCCGUUAUGAGGGUGCCGCCUCUUAAUGUUACUGCCUCUCCUAAUGUCACUGCACAGUCUCCCGCUGGCAAUGGACAAUCUCAACAACAAUCGAAUCGCUGUGGUAUUGUUACUAGACACGCACAAAAAGAAUCAGAAAAGGCACAAAUCAAAGAACGUCCAAAAUCCGAAUUUUAUUUGCCACAAUUAGAAGAAGAACGGAAACAAAGAAGACAAGCUAAACUUCGUCUACUUGCAAAUACUAAUGAAAGGCGAUGUGCCGCAUGUCCUCUAUAUGGAGAAGAUUUGUUUAUGGCAUUAAGAAUUGGUAAACCAUCUACGGCAUGUCGGUGGCAUAAUGGUUGGGUUCACUGUGCAACUGCUAAAGAUAAUGUACGUACACGAAGGCAGUUUUUUUCUCGCACAGAAGCACUUGCGGAGGCGAUCAAAAGUACAGAACAAAUUGUUGAGGAGCUGAAGGAAGUUUUUGAGAGGUUUGUUGUACAUGUUCCUGCUGUGUGCGCCCCUACGCCACGUUUUCACGUUUCUCAUCCUCCUCCACAUAAAUUGUUCGCUCAACGACGUAUACAAAUGGAAUUACAACGUCAACUAUCGCCAAAAUUGGCAUUGUUCCAUCCAGUAGCUAGUGCAAUGAUGACGCAGUUCCCAGAUCCCAGAUUGAUACAGUAUGACUGUGGAAAAUUGCAAUCUUUACAUCAACUUCUUAGAAAGCUUAAAUCUGAGAACCAUAGAGUUUUAAUUUUUACACAAAUGACCAGAAUGUUAGAUGUAUUAGAAGCUUUUCUUAAUUUUCAUGGACACAUAUAUUUACGUUUGGAUGGUACUACUAAAGUAGAUCAGCGGCAGGUUUUGAUGGAAAGAUUUAAUGGAGACAAACGAAUAUUUUGUUUCAUUUUAUCGACGAGAUCUGGAGGUGUAGGUGUGAAUCUUACAGGAGCAGACACUGUUAUAUUUUAUGAUAGUGAUUGGAAUCCUACGAUGGAUGCCCAAGCACAAGACCGGUGUCAUAGAAUAGGUCAAACACGUGAUGUACAUAUCUACAGGUUAGUAAGUGAAAAAACCGUAGAAGAAAAUAUUCUGAAAAAAGCUAAUCAGAAGAGACUACUUGGAGAUUUAGCUAUCGAGGGUGGUAAUUUCACAACUGCUUAUUUCAAAAGUUCUACGAUUCAAGAUCUGUUUAACAUCGAUCAAUCGGAGAAUGAUGCAACGACUCGAAUGGCCGAAGUAUUGGAACAAAAUAGAGAUCGAGAGAAGUUCUUGCAAAAGGAUAACCAAGGUCAAACUUUAGAGGAUAAAGUAGCGAUGGGUGCGCUUGAAAGCGCUCUUGCUGCUGCUGAAGAGGAUCUUGAUGUUCAAGCCGCAAAGACCGCUAAAGCAGAGGCUGUUGCUGAUUUAGCAGAAUUUGAUGAAAAUAUACCCUUGGAUGACGCGGACAGAGAUGACAUGCAAGUUAGCAAAGCUGAGCUUGAAGUACAAAAUUUAGUAUCUCAGUUAACACCUAUAGAACGUUACGCGAUGAAGUUUGUCGAGGAAUCAGAGGGUGCGUUUUCUGCGGCACAACUUGCAGCAGCCGAACGUGAACUCGAAGAACAGAAGAAAGAAUGGGAGUUGGAUCGGCUACGAGCAUUGCGCGAGGAGGAAGAAAGGAGAAUGCGAUUAGCAGAUGACGAUGAGAAGCCUUUGACGUUUGGACGCGAGGAUGCGCAAAAUCAGGUUAAUAGUGCUAGUAAUUCUAAGAAAUUAGUCAAUAAGAAACUCCCACCGAAUAGGAGGAGGAAUUCGCGUAAGAAUAUUAGUAAAAGUGCUCAAGAAUCGGAAAGUGAAACUGAGACUACUACAGAAUCAGAAUCAGAGUCACAAGAAGAUGUGGUAGAAGAUAGCCUUGACGAAGAGUCGAGUCAUACGGAAAGUCAAAGUCAAGGCGACGAGGAUGAGGAGGAGGAAGAGGCACACGAUCAAAAUGAUUCUGAAAAGGGCGGAUAUCCCAAACGUAAGAACCGUUCUAAUAAAUCAUUUAGUCAAAAUCAUUUCGAUCUGAACAGUCCACGGACGAGAUCAAGGGGAAAUGUUAAAAUUAAUUUAUGGACAUUGGACGUAAGUCCUAUCUUGCCUGGUAUAAAACCGAAAUGCCGAGGUAGAGCCAGCAAUUUGCGUAAACAACGUGAGCUUGAAAUGAGGAUGAAAGCAGAAGAAAAUUUCAUUUUACCUUUGCCACCAGUUUCAAGUCCGAAAAAGUUAAAUAAUACCAACAUUUCGAAUAAACCCAAUGAAGGAGAUCAUACUGUGAAUGAGAAAGAAGUGGUAACAGCUGAUUUAAAACAUACAGAUGCUGAAAAAAGUACAAUUCUGCCUACUGAUGAAAAGCGAUCUGAAAGCAUCGAAAAUUGUAAAGUGAUUGUAAAUCAUUGCACCAUUGCAACUUCGCCAAAAUCGAACUGCGAUAAAACUGUCAUAGACGAAUCUAACGCCACUAUAGCUUUAGAUUCGUUAGAAAUAGAAACAUGUUCUCAAUCAGGUAAUUCAUCGGGCAUGUCAGAACAGAGUAAAGAUUUAGAAGAAGGUAUAAUUGAUAACAAAGACGGUGGUGAAGCAGCACAACAGUUAACAGAGAAUACCACAUCUUCAAUAUAUAUUACAAAGUUAAUGUCCACAGCAAUGGCGCAAUCUAGUAAUUUAGAAGGUACUGCAAGUUGUAAUGACGAUUCCGAAUAUUCUAACGUUGAUUUGAUCUCACAGAAUAGUAGUCCUCGUUCAGUUGUAAUGGAAUCGAACAUGGUAAAAAGAAUUUCUGAUUCGAAAUGCUUGAAAAGUUCAAUGACUUUGGAGAUAGAUGAAGAAAUUAAUAUAUCGGAAGAUUCAUUGAUUGCUCCCUUAAAAAAUAAAAUAGUCGUUCAAGAUACAGAUGAGAAUGCUGAAUCUACAAUAAAGAAAUUAGUAAGUGAUAUUGUUUCUAAGAGUAAGAUAACUUCAUCUGCCAUUGAUGAAUCAGAUACGGGAUUAAAAGGAGAACUACUUAUCUCUAACGCAGAAUCGAAGGUAUUAAAAAAUAAAUCUCUAGACGAGCUCCAAGAUAUAAAUAUUUCUAAUGACGAGUAUAGUGUAAAAAAUGAUACAAGAGCGCAGAGUCCUAUCGAAACGAAAGAAGACAUGGAUAUGAAAGAAACUUCAACAAAUAAUAAACAAUACGAUGAAAGUACUUCAAAUUCAGAUACAACAAAUAAGUCUGUCAAUGAUAAUGAAUCCAUUUCUGUGAUAGAAUCAAGCUCUAGUCAAGAACCUAGUAGCAGCAAACAAGAAGAAAACUAUACUAAAUUAGAUGAAUGUGUGCGCGACGAAGAUGAUACAAAAGUUCAGUCGAUCUCAUCGACACAAAACAGUGACAAUACUUUUUCUUUUGAUACCUUAGGCUCGAAUGAAUCAAGUGGAUCUGAAUUUAAUGCAGAAAAUAAGAUUAAAUUUCGUAAACCAGAUACGAUAUCUUACGGAGUGACUACAAGAAGCGCGAAAGUAAACAUUAGCGUAGAAACUACUGAAAAUAAAAAUUUGAUAUUAUGUACUGAUACAUGUGAAAGUCAAGGAAGCGAAAUUUCAAAUUCAAAUUCGAAUUCGAAUACUCAUCGAAAAGAAACUAGCAAAGUAACACAGAUUCGAAGGCCCGACACACCUCGACCGACGAUAGAACAUUCUAGGAUUACAAGGUCAAGUGCAAUUCGUUCUUUAACACCUCCACCGAAUUCAAAUUCCACAAAAUCAUUGCAAAAAAAACGACCAGACACUCCUUUGCCUGAAUGCUUUAGAUCUUCCCCACGAUUAGCGACGAGGUCUAUGUCAAAUUUGAGUUCAUCACUAAGAAACGAAGAACAAAAUACAUCGUCAUAUGAGAAACCCAUGACGCGUAGGUCAAAGACUUUGGAUAAUGGUGUUUUGAAUCCAACUGUGUUUCGAAGAAGCAGUUCAAUACCACCUAUGAAACCAACAUCCGAUUCGAAAGAUUGUACUAGUUCUAUUUCAACUAGAUGUAAAAGAAAUAGUGAAUCUACAAGUACGAAUACAAGUACACCGAGACGACGUCCGGAUACACCUGUUCCUACUUCUGAACAAGGAUCGAGAGUUACUCGAUCUGGAUUGAAUUUUACGCUAAAUUCAGCAAAGGGUCCUAAUCAUGUGUCGAACAAAGGGAAUAAGCACAUUCGGAAGAUAGAUUCGUCUUCUGAUUCAAAAUCACAGGAAGAGGAGUCUUCUUCUGCCGUUUCACCAUUGUCUGGAAAAACAGAAACGUUGAACACAGAUUCAAAUGGUAACGCGGUUGUAUCAGAAACCUUCCCCAAACAAGAUGAUUCAACCCUAUCCUCCUUUAAUGAAAUUAACGAGAAACCACAAAGAACUGCUAAAGUCGUUGCUAUUCUUACUUUGGAUACACGAAGUAAUCAUACCAGUAAAGCUUCUAGUUCCGUUCAUGCAAAAACAUCUAAUUGCAAUUCCUCUGAUACGAAAAAUAAUAAAAAAAACGCCGAUUCUAAUUCAAAUUCUGCAUCUGAUUCGUCAGGGAAAAAUUGCGUUCUUAGGAUUUCAGAUGUUACUCCGAAUUGUAAAGUAGAUGGGUGGUGUGAUUCUGGAUUGGAUACUGGUUCUCGAGAUCGCGUUUCCUCUAAUGUAUUUUCCAAUGUAGCAAGUACUUAUACCAGUUCCAAUAAGGCAGGAAAAUCACCGACAUUGAACAAAAAUACAUCAUUGAAUUCUAAACUUAAAACUGAUAAGGUUCCGAUACAAUCAACAGUGAUAGCAUUGGUCGAUUUGGACAACGACUCUAAUUACGAUUCAUCAGAUGGAUCAAAGAAAUUAAGAAGGAAAAUUAAACGAGCACGACUGUCGUCGUUUGCAAAGCCAUUGAUAAGUGGAAAAACGAAUGAAUCACAAAUAGCUGACGCUCCAGAUGAAGAAGAGCAGAUACCGCCAAUGAAAAAGUCGAUUCGUACUCAGCUUACUCCUCCUCCUCCUUCUUCGCAAACAACUCAAUUGGAAAAAUUCAGUAGCGGUACUAUAUCUUGAGUCCCGCUAAAACUUUAUCGCUGUAACAUUUAGCAGCGUGUUUGUAUAAAUAUUUCUCAUAAUUUAGACAUUAACAUUGUCUUGAACUACUACCUGGAGCGGCGUGCGCAUAAAAGAAACCAAGUUCUAAUUGUUUCUUAAUUUUCACAUGAUUCUUGUAUAUAAUCACAAAAGUAAAGAUAAGUGAGAGAUGUUUCUUUUAUUGUACUAAGUACAUACGUGUAACAUUUUUAGCAUUGUAAAUUGUACUUUCCUGUAAAGAAUUCAAGUGUCUUUAAUUGACAUUGUAAUUUAUACUUGGUGAUAAAAACGAACGAAAGAAAAUGAUAAAAGAAAUAAGGCAAGGCAUUCGAUUGUAUUAUAAUAGGAUAUAUAGAGGAGAAAAAGAUUCAUUACAGCUUAGCUCAUUAGUACGUUGCGAAAGUCUCGCCUUUGCGACGAUUUUGUAGCGUUUGAUUUCUUAAAUAAAAAGAAAUAAACAAUCGAGUCAAAAGUAAAAAGCAGAAAUAAUUCUGUGAAUGCGACGUACUUUGUUCUCAUUAACGCCUUGCACUCUACAUACUUUGCAAGGUCGCGACCUGAUUACAUAUUAGACUUAAGAGAUUCUUCGUUUAAUGGUAUGCCCCACUGUAAUAUUUAAGUUGCGUGCCUGUAUUUUGUAUGAUCGAGUGAGUCCGAGGAAGGAAAUAAACAAAAUAUUCCUUGCUAUGAA